GCAGAUGGCAACAUACCCUAUCAUUGGCUGCAACUUUCUAAUGUAAACUGCAGGAACGGAGUCUGAGAGAGAUCGAGAGAGAGGCAGAGCGAUACCAAAAGAGAGACAAGAGGUGUCUGCAGACAGAAGUAAAACGACAGAACCGUCUUACUGAACAACUCACAAUUCUAAGUGUUAGAUAUUCUGCCUGCCUUUUUACUCAAGAACCCUUGAAAGGAGUCUAUCUUCCGUGAGCUAGAGGAAAGAUUCAGGUUUAGAAAGAGACUGGCAGCCAUGCAGCACUAUGGGGUCAAUGGUUAUUCCCUUCAUGCCAUGAACUCUCUGAGUGCAAUGUAUAACCUCCACCAGCAGGCAGCACAACAAGCACAGCAUGCUCCUGACUACAGACCAUCUGUCCAUGCACUGACUCUGGCAGAGAGGCUGGCUGAUAUUAUCCUCGAGGCAAGGUACGGCUCCCAGCACCGUAAGCAGCGUCGCAGUCGGACGGCCUUCACUGCCCAGCAACUGGAGGCGCUGGAGAAGACCUUCCAGAAAACCCACUAUCCGGACGUGGUGAUGAGGGAGCGGUUGGCCAUGUGCACCAACCUGCCCGAAGCGAGAGUGCAGGUGUGGUUUAAAAACAGGCGUGCCAAAUUUCGAAAGAAGCAACGCAGUCUGCAGAAGGAGCAGCUGCAAAAACAGAAAGAGGCCGAGCUGAGCCAGGAUGGAACAAAAUCCGAGAAACCAGCUACAGAGACUCAGAGCUGCUCAGAAGUCAGCGAGCCACACAGUGCUAGCGGCGAGCCGAUUAACAUCGAGCUAAAUGUCACCUCGGCCGAGCAGUCAGACAGUGAAUCAUCGGCAGAGGAGCAAAUGGAAAGAGACCGAGAGUUUAAAUCCCCGACAGAGGAACUCAAGCAAGACAAGGGCUGCAGUCCCGAGAGCAAGGCAACGGCCUGUAAACGGGGGAGCCCCAAAUCAGAUUCACCAAUCAACACGACAGGGACGUCCGCGUCCAGCAGUGGAGGUAACGUGGUACAGACCCACUCAUACUCCUCAUCUCCCCUGAGCUUGUUCCGACUGCAAGAGCAGUUCCGUCAGCACAUGGCAGCGACCAACAACCUUGUUCAUUACUCCUCCUUUGACAUGGGGAGCCCACCGGCCAUGCCCUACCUGGGCAUGAAUAUGAACGUCGCCCCCAUCAGCUCUCUCCACUGCCAGUCCUACUACCAGUCGCUGUCGCACGCCCAGCAAGUGUGGUCUAGUCCGAUUCUGCAGGCAUCGAGCGCUCUGCCCAAUCUCAACAGCAAAACCACAAGCAUUGAAAACCUCCGGCUUCGAGCUAAGCAGCACGCAGCCUCUCUGGGGCUUGACAGCUUACCGAACUGACAAUAGAACGAGAAAUAUAUAUACUUCGGAAUGAAGACUUAACCACAACGCAAGAUAUAAUUGAAUCUAAGACUAGCUAGAUGUUGCUAGCUCUGGCAAGAUGCUUUAAAAGCACAUGCAAAAGAGAAACUUAAUUGCAUAUCAAUUUCCUAUAAUCAGUAGGAAUUAUCAAAUAACUGUACGGGAAAGCUAAAACCAACGUUCUUCUGAAAAAGAUCCCAUUAGCCCAGCUUCAAGUUAAAAAUAACCCAUUACCAAUCAGUUACAAGUCGUACUUUUAAAUAUUCGGUACUUUGCAUUUAAAGACUGAGUGCCAGGCUAUAGUUAAAACAAUUAAACAAUGAGUUUUAAUAAGUGUCCUUUCAGAAGAAAAUUAAUAUCCUAACAGCCCGACUAAAUUAACUUAGCGCGCAGACAUUUGAAUUGGGAAGAUGGUGGAAAGAUCUCCUGAUGAAGUAAUCGGUAGCUGUUUACUAGAAGUAAAUCAACGGUAGGCAGGGGAAGCAAAAGGGAGUUAAGUACAACCAUGUGCAAGUUUUUGACUUUUACAAGGCACUGACAAUAAGACUUCUAAAAUUCCGCGUUAAAGUCAGUUUAAAAAUGUAGCCAAGUUUGAAAGACAGCACUUGGAAGGCGGUUGCCAGUGAUGCCUUUCCAGCCGCCCGUCAUCUCACCCCCUUCUUGCAUUGAUUACAGAAGCAAUCAGCAAACAGCAGAGGUUGGCUCUGCUCCAGUAGAGGUUGGGUUAUGGUUUAAGUUCAUCAGAAAAUUUAUUCUCGAACUUACUGACAAAACAAAACUAGAUCUGAAACCUGCUAACAUGUGUUAAAGUUUCAUAGUGAACUUCAUAGUUACGGCCACUGCAAGUAUUAAUUGUCUUUAAAAGCGGUAUAUAAGGUGUGCUCUAGGAGUAAGGUUACGACCUCUAACCAAACUGUAGACCACCAGAACGGCAAGCAGAGGUAGAAGAUCAACUGAUGUAAUUUAUGCACUAGAAAGGAAGGCCGAUUUCAAAUAACAAAUUCUUUAGCUUUCUCGGUCAGUGUAAACUACAAAUCGUUCCUGAUUUUAAAAAAAUCUCCUGCAUUCCGACAUGUCAUGUUUAAAUGUUCAAAGUCAAGCUCUUUACCACAUAAAACAAGUCACCGUUAAUUGUGACUGCAUUCUGCUGUUUCUGGAUCAAAGUCUAUAUUAACAGCACGAACGGAAACCUGACAAUUAUUGCGAGACAGGUGGGGAACACUUUGUGCACAUUUAUAAAGCGAAAAGAGAUGAUUGCAAUCACCUGCUUAAAUAACGUAUUUGAAAACUGUGGUGUCAUUGAAUCAAUAUCACACCCCAGGUUAUCGUAUAACUUUCCAAAAGAGCAUUCCCCUUCUUUAACAGCGGAGCCUUGCUGUGACAAUGGAUCUUGCAACGCACUAUUCCACAAAUUUAAACCGAGGUAGUGAAAUGCCGCUAUUGAAUCGCGGCUUAACCAUUUGGAUCUAUUAAGAUAUAAGUUUCUUGAUAGCAAUAUAAAAGCACGUGCAGUGGGAACAUGCAUUGCAACAGAUUGUCGCUGGCACCUCAGAAUCCCUCCACACUGCAGUGUUUUUUGGAGCUGGGUGGUAGGAGCGGUCAAUGAGACAUUCCUGGCUCCCCCCUGGGAAAGAGAACACAACCCUCUCUUCCUAGUCUAUAAAACACAGUUUUCUCACAUAGAUUUAGGCCAAGGUAGGAGAUUGUGGCAAAGGUUUCAGACUGAACUGGAAGCCUAAGGCCAGAGUGACAAUUUCCAAACCUUAACCUUGGCUGGCUAGGAGCACAAGGAUUAAAGUUUAAAAUCUGAGAAAGGGUUGCCUUGGGCAUCAGUAUAGGCCAGAGAAUGCAGGGGUGAUGGGUGAAUGAGAUGGUGCCAGUUAGAAUGUGGGGAUGUGUAUUGAGAGUGGAAGAUGAGAUGCCAGCCAGGAUACUUUGGAGUAACUGAGUCAGGAAAUAUUAAACACAUGAAUGAGUGUUUCAGCACCAUUUGCAGACAUUCAAAUAACAGAGGUAGCAUUAGAUGGUCUCGGUGAAGGAAAAAUGAAAUUGGAAGUCACCUCUGUAUUAAAAUGGAGAUUUGCUAAUUGAUUUGGUGUGAGACAGUGGUCAAGGAGGGUGUGGAAUGGAAAAAGGUCUAUUGUUAUCUUGCCCAUUUGCUACCGUAACCAUCAGAGAUUAGUUUCCUGUGUAAAAUUUAAGAAUCGUGAGUCCAGAUGUGAUUACUAAAACACCUAUAAUUUGGCGCAACGUGGCAGAUCCACUUUACAGAUGGUUUGGGAUUGAGGUGGAUAUGGCUGUUAAUAACAAAUGAUUUAUUUUCUCUCCUGGUAAGUCACUUUGAUCAGAAGUAUUGUUUAUGCUUUCAGAUAACUGUUAAUGGAUCUGUAAUUGCAAUUUCAAUAUGAAAUGAUAGAAUGUUUUCACAUAAGCUCGGUAUCAAUAACUAUAAAUUGAAGAUCCUUUGAUUUUCACCAGGAGCAAAACAAAUUAGGUAAUACAUGCAAAGUCACUGGUAAAAAUAGUUCUUGUCGUAACAUUAUGCUUAAAAUCAAUGUAUCAAAAUCAAGGUUCUCACAGUUACUUAUAUAUCACAGAAAAGUUUUAGUGGCAUCACCAAAUUUGCAGGUUAUACCAACAAAAAUUUUCUAAUUAUUCUGCCCCAUAAAGAUAUCUUUAAUUGGUUUUAUCAUCUUCUGCAGCUUCCCUUUGCCCAUUAUGUCAUUCUCUGGCCGAAAGUGCUGGUAUUACUCAAAAUGCCCACUCUGUAGUUUAUAACAACUCACUUCUUUACUGUCGUGCCUCUUUCCCUGUCAUGACAAUAUGAUGACGAUCCAUAAUCCUGUACAUGAGAGAAGCCUAAGGUUCAGCUCCAUAUUUACAACAGCAAGGCUCCGUGCACAGUGAUGUCAAAAUGCAACACUAUCAGCAUCAGCAAUUUUACUUUUGAUUUUCAGUUUCCAUUUGCAGUUUUUAUUAAUUAAAAUCUACAUAUACCAUU
This is a messenger RNA of Pristis pectinata (smalltooth sawfish), 4390 nucleotides long. Its product is annotated as diencephalon/mesencephalon homeobox protein 1-like. The transcript has 5 exons. The coding region runs from base 274 to 1368 and encodes 364 amino acids. Gene Ontology annotation, biological process: regulation of transcription by RNA polymerase II. Lineage: Eukaryota; Metazoa; Chordata; Chondrichthyes; Rhinopristiformes; Pristidae. The record is from RefSeq and is a predicted model, not a curated record. Gene Ontology annotation, molecular function: DNA-binding transcription factor activity, RNA polymerase II-specific; RNA polymerase II transcription regulatory region sequence-specific DNA binding.